Lactuca virosa is the source of this 4857-nucleotide messenger RNA. Lineage: Eukaryota; Viridiplantae; Streptophyta; Magnoliopsida; Asterales; Asteraceae. The record is from the annotation of a GenBank genome assembly.
CAUAAAUACGAGUUCGAAUUGGUGAGAGAGACGUGAACAAACAGGGCCAAAAGGUUUUUCUUUUUCCCCGCCAGCUGUUCCGUUUCAGCAACUGUGUGUGUGUGUGUGAAAUUAUAGAGAGAGAAUCUAGAGAGAGAGAGAGGGAGAUCUCCCGCCCCAUUCUCCUCCUCCCCUUGACCUCUCUACUCUUUCGAAUAAUUCGGCAUUCUCAUAAACCCCAAACUAGUCUAUAAUCUCAACGUCCGUUUUGUCUCAGUGCCGUCGAAGCACUCGAUCUGGUAGAUUCUGAUUCGGUUUAUGUUCGAUCUGAUUUUCCGCAUCUGGAUCACAUCGAAUCCGAAUCCGAAUCUAUUACCGGAUUUGCGAUCGUUUGACAAUGACGGCUGUGAUCUGAACGAAGUCGGUGAUGCUGCUACUGUUGACGGUAAUGUCGGUGGCAAUGGGAACAGCAAUGUCGGUGGGCAUGGGAAGGACGAUACUGAUGAUUCUUCCUAUGUAUUUGUCAACGGUAGUAUUGAGGCGGUUGCUGGUGAUCCUGCUGAUAAGGGGGGUAAUAAUGUAGAUGCUAUCUCUCCUAAAUCUGAUUCGGCUGAUGAAGUUGACCAAUUUCAGAAAAAAAAAUUAGGUUUAGAAAACGGGGAAAUACCUGUUGAUCCGUUGGUGUUGGAAACUAAUGGCAUCGUUAAUAGGUCUGCAACAGUAGGGGAUCCUGAUGUUAAAGCUGAUAAAGAUGAAGUGAAUCUUGAGAAUGGAUCCACUAUUGAUCCUCUUGUGCCGCUGGAGAGUAAUGGCAUUGCUCAGGAUGUUAAUGGACAUCUUGGCAAGAACACAGGGGAAGAAGAUCAAGUUGUUAAGAGCACUGAAAUGUAUGAUGCUAAUGGGAUCACAAAUGUUGAAGCCCAAACGGAUGAUAUUGUUUCUGGAAUUACUGUUGAUCCUGAGUCCACUCUAAACCCAAUAGAGAGUUCCCAAGUGACAGUCAUUGAGUCAGAGUCAAUGAAGGACUCGGAAUCUCAAGUGACAACCACUCAGUCUGUGUCCACGCCUGAUCUAAUCAACAUAACAGAUGAGUCAUUCUGUACUGCCAAUCCAGUUAGGAACACAGACUGUGAAGUGGUGGUUAAUGAUGGGCAGGAGUUUGUUAGCAAUCUGAUGGAUACAGCAGAAGGUCAAGUAACAAUUGAUGUGUCUAGUAAGCCAUCUGAAGAUUUGGAAUGCCAAGUAACAGCUGAUCUAUCAGAAUCUUAUGAAAGUCCACCCCAGGAACUAGAAGGUCAAGUAACAGUUGAUGGGCCUGGUAAGCUAGCUGAAGAUUUGGAAUUUCAAGUAACAGCUGAUGAGUCAGAAUCUUCUAAAAGUCCACCCCAGGAACUAGAAGGUCAAGUAAUAGUUGAUGGGCCUGGUAAGCCGUCUGAAGAUUUGGUAUGUCAAGUUAUAGCUGAUGAGCCAGAAUCGGAAAGUCCAAUCAAUGAACAAGAAUGUCAAGUUCCAGUCAACGGGUUAGACUCCAUUGACAGUUCAGUUGACAAUCAAGAAUCUCCAGUAUCAGUUGAUGUGUCAGAAUCUAAUGGUAAUCUUACUGAGGAAGUAGAUACCACUACAAAAGUUGAGUCCGAUGGAAAGUCAGAAGAGCAUCAGGACUUGUCAAUUGUUGACUCAGAGGUCAAUGUAGAAGCUGAACCAGAUAUUGUCUGCAAUGGGAUAGAAGCUGAGCAACAGAGUGAGUUGGUGUCAGCUCCCUGCGUAUCUGAGACCAAUAAAGCUGAAGAGACAGUGAUUGAGUCAGAAGCAGAACCCAAAGAGAAUCCAGACUCAGGACUUGUGUUAUCUGAGGGUGCAGAUAGUCUAACCAAUGGACAAGUUGAGAAGUCAGAUGGGAUUCUGGAGAUGGAAGAAACUCAGAUUUCUCAAACAGUGGCUGAUGACGAUGUACCUUUAAAGCUUGAUGCCGAGGAGAAAAAAUCAGAAGAGACACUUGAGAAACAAGUGGAGGGAAGCUCAGAAACACCAGUCAAAGCUACAGAACCUGUUGAGUUGGAGACAAACAUUCAAGAGAUGAAGGAACAUGUCAAGUUAGAAGAUGAGAUUCAGGAAUCACAAACAGAGGUUAUAGACAAUGUUCAAGAUGAUAUGAAUCAGGAGGAUAACACAGCAGAAUCCACCAUUGAGGCUGAAGCACCAUUGGAGACAGAAACUAGCAUUGAGCCCAUCACUCAUGAGGAUACAGUUUCACAAAUUGAAGUCAACAAUUGUGUUGAUGAAACUCAAGAAGGCUUCCAACCAGAUGAAAGUGCUGAAAAUGUUAAAAUCUUGCCUUCCACUGAUUCUAUGGAAUCACAAUGCAAUAGUGGUGAGUUGCUUGUUGAGAGGGACAGUGCUUUGCUUUCUAAUCCUGUUGAGUUGACAGUAGUAGAAACGAAGCUUGAUGUUGCAGCAGCUCAUUUGGUUACAGAGAAUGGAUCUGUGAUUGAAAAUGCUGAUGUCCCUGAUGAUAAUGAAGAAAAAGAAAAAAAAGUUGAGGACACUCCUGUUGCAGAUGAUUCCACAUCAAGAAUCCCUGAAGCAUAUGUGAACUCUGGAGCUGUGAUUGAAUUUGGCUCAAUUGGGCGUCAUGAAACAGUUCCUAAUAUGCCUAAUGGUGAUAUCAUUGCUGUGCCAGAUGUCAUAAAUGGGGAGACCAAACCUGCUUCUGGUAUUGAUAGUGACAAUUCAGAACAAAAUGUUGAUGACAAAAUGUCUUGUCCAGAAACCGAAGACAUGAAUGGCAUUCAAAAGGAUGAGAUUCCUACAUCUUCUGUAGAGGAUUAUGUAAGUGAUGCUCCUGAUGCACAGAAUGAAGAGGAAGAAGAAGCUGAGGUUCUACCAUAUAAUUUCUUAAUUAGGAUUCCAAGAUUUGAGGAUGAAAUGUUUAAAGAUCAGAUUAGAAGUGCUCAGUUGCAAGUUGAUGAGAAGACACGCCUCCGAGAUGCAAUCCGAGUUGACAUUCAAAGCAAACGUGCAAGGUUGAGAGCCAUUAAUGAGGCAUUUAAUACAGCAAAACAAGAGGAAACAGCUGCAAGACGGUUAGUUAGAUUAAAGCGACAGGAAAUAGACUCUGUUCAGGCUGUCAUCAACCGCUUGAAGAAUGCAGAGUCUGUUGGAGAUAUUAAUCACAGGAUAUACAAUAUGGAGCACAUGAUACAACAUGAAACAUUGUCUUUAAAAGAUGAGAAAAACCUCAUUCGUGAGAUUAAACAGCUUAGGACUCUUAGAGAACAACUAGCCUUGAAUAUGGGGAGCCAAGAUGAAAUUCAACAGGCUAUGGAUCAAAAAGAUCAAACUGAGGAACAUAUGAGGACUUUAAGGAAGGAACUGGACGCUUUAAAAGUAAAGCUAACAAAAGCUGAAGCAGCUACUGCAGCAGUGGGAACGAAGUAUGAUGAGCUAAGCACAAAGGAAAGAGAACUGCAAGAUCAGUUCAGAGCUGCGGAUGAUGUUCGUCAAAAAGCAUAUGCUCAUUUAAAUAGUUUGAAGAAACAAUCAUAUGACAAGAACAAAAACUUCCGCCUGUACAAGGAAGACGUAAUGGCAGCAAGAGAUUUCGCAUCACGUGGAGAUAAAGACUCACUUCAUCGUUUGUGCGCGAAUCAGGUGGAGGCAUUUAUGGAACAAUGGAACAACAAUGAUGAGUUCAGAAAUGAUUACGUCAACAGGUGCAAUAUGAAUGCAACCAGAAGACAGAAAUAUUUUGAUGGAAACUCACUCAGUCCUGAUGACGUGUCACACGUCCUCCCGCCCAAUGAAACAGUCAACAGGAAUCUGGUUUCCAUUCCGACGGACGCGAAGCCGGUGUCAGUUAUUCCAACCGUGAAACAAGAAACCGCGGUUUCACUUUCCUAUUCCGAAGAUAGUAAACCCAUCGAGCAAGUAACGGUGGAAAAGAAUCAGACAUUGAAAACCAAAGAUGUUAAAAAGGAAAGUGAAAGUGACAUGUCAGCAGCUGACAUUAAUAAAAAGGAGGAAGCGAGAAAAGAGGAAAUGGAAUUGGCUAGAAAAGCUGAGGAAUUGAGGAAACAAGAGAUUGAAGCUAAACUGAAAGAGCAACGAAGGUUGGAGGAAAAAGCUAAAGCAACGGAAGCAUUAGAAAGGAAGAAACGUAUCGCUGAAAAGGCCCAACUCAGGGCCGAGUUGCGGGCCCGCAAGGAAGCCGAGCAAAAAGAAAAGGAGAGGGAGAAGCGGAUGAGAAAGAAGGAAAAGAAGAAGGCGGGUGGAGAUGGGAGUGUGAAUGGAGAAGAAGCUGCAAGUUCAGAAAGCUCAAACGAGGCUACAACUAAAGAAGACAUCAACAACAACAGUAACAAUAACAAUAACAGUGUGAUGAAAAAGAAAAAACCGCCAGCUCAUUUCUUUUCAAAGCAGCUGAAACCAAAACCGGUCCCACCGCCAGCUUCAAUCAGAAACAGGAAGAGGUGGCAUCAGUGGGUGAAACUCGCAAUGGCUGCUAUUGGUGUCCUUGCUCUGUUUCUUUUGGGUAACACCGGCUUCUUUAUUAAUCUUAAGGUCCACAAGACCGAUGGCAGUGCUGGCAUCUGAAUGAAAGAGAUAUAGAGAAAGCGUUUUUUUUUUUUUUUUUUUUUUUUUGGUUUCUUGGAUUGCCCUUUUUUUUUUUUUUUUUUUUAAAUAUAUAUAUAAAUGAUCGAUAGAGAUAUGGAUUAAGAGAUUUAAUAAGGUUGGGGGUUUGUUUAAAGUAGUUAUGAGUAAAGUUAUAGACUUGAGAGAGUAUAUGUAAUAUGGAUAUGGAAAAAGUUGGAAAAUAUAAUAGGGGACAAUGGACUUCCUUUUCGUAAGUGGAAUUACUUUAAAGAUAUUAAUAAGCUU